This is a messenger RNA of Vicia villosa (hairy vetch), 1649 nucleotides long. RefSeq names its product UDP-glycosyltransferase 1-like. Gene Ontology annotation, molecular function: UDP-glycosyltransferase activity. The record is from RefSeq and is a predicted model, not a curated record. The transcript has a single exon. The coding region runs from base 71 to 1513 and encodes 480 amino acids. NCBI's taxonomy places the organism in Eukaryota, Viridiplantae, Streptophyta, Magnoliopsida, Fabales, Fabaceae.
UAUUAACUUCAUGCAAAUUCAAUUCACUACACAAUAAGACAUUAUCCUUCCUCUUCUCAAAUUCUCAAAAAUGAAGGACACUGUAGUUCUUUAUCCUGCUCUUGGUAGUGGACACUUAAUGUCCAUGGUUGAAUUAGGCAAACUCAUAUUAACACAAAACCCUUCAUUUUCUAUCACAAUUCUCAUUCUUACACCACCCAACAACAAACACACCCCCCUUUCUCCACAAGAACAAUACAUAACAUCGGUUUCGGCCACAUUUCCUUCCAUCAAUUUCCAUUACAUUCCUCCAAUUACAUUCACAACAACACUUCCAACACACUUACAAACUUUUGAUAUCUCACACCAAAGCAACCAUCAUGUUCACAAUAUUCUCCAUUCCUUGUCCAAAACCAUAAACCUCAAAGUUGUUAUAUUAGAUUUCUUCACCUAUAGUGCUUUUCAAGUUACUACCAAACUUGAAAUUCCUACUUACUUUUACUUCACUUCAGGUGCAACCGCUCUUUUCACUUUUCUUUACUUUCCAAUUAUUCACCAAAAAGCUACAAAGCCUAUUAAGGAUCUUCAUAUGCCUCUUGAAUUUCCUGGAUUACCAAAGAGUCUUUCAACAGAUGAUUACCCUAAUGAGGCUAAGGAUUCUCAAAGUAAAGAGUACAAAGAUUUGCUUGAUUCGGCGAAAACAGUGAGAGAAUGUGUUGGGAUUAUAAUAAACACUUUUGAUGCUAUUGAAGGGAAAGUUACUAAUGCUAUGAAUGAAGGAUUGUGUUUUCUUGAUGAAACUACUCCAUCUAUUUUUAGUGUUGGGCCUUUGAUUACAUCUUCUUAUGGAGGAGAUGAAAAUGAGUGUUUGAGUUGGCUUGACUCGCAAGCAAGUCAAAGUGUUGUGUUUUUGAGCUUUGGAAGCAUGGGGAGAUUUUCCAAGCCUCAAUUGAAUGAGAUAGCUAUUGGAUUGGAGAAAAGUGAACAAAGAUUUUUGUGGGUUGUAAGAAGUGAAUUGGAGUUAGAUAGUUUGAAUUUGGAUGAGUUGUUGCCGGAAGGGUUUUUGGAGAGGACAAAGGAAAAGGGAAUGGUGGUGAGAAAUUGGGCGCCACAAUAUGCGAUACUAGGUCAUGACUCGAUAGGUGGAUUUGUGACACAUUGUGGAUGGAACUCGGUGUUGGAAGCUAUUUGUGAAGGCGUGCCAAUGAUUGCAUGGCCUUUGUACGCGGAACAAAGAUUAAAUAGAUUGGUUUUAGUCGAAGAAUUGAAGGUGGCUUUGAAGGUGGCCGAAUUAGAAGACGGGUUUGUGACUGCGGAAGAAUUAGGAGAGCGAGUUAAAGAAUUGAUGGAAUCAAACAAUGGAAAAGAGAUUAGAGAUAGGAUUUUGAAAAUGAAAACAAGUGCUAAGGAAGCAAGAGGAGAAGGAGGAUCUUCUCUUGUUGAUUUGAAAAAGUUGGGAGAUUCAUGGAAGGAGCAUGGUUGUUUGAAUAAUUUAUCUCCAAAUUCUCCUUUCCUUUUUAGUUCAUCAACAUAAGAAAUCUUUAAAGAAUAAAAUUUGAAAGUUGUAUUUGAAACUAAUAAAAAGUUUUGAAAGUGUGUAAUUUAAUGAGGAGUGAAUUAAAAUUAGUGUAAUGAGUAUAUUUUAUAUAAUGAAAAAUUAUGUUCAUACA